This is a messenger RNA of Paramacrobiotus metropolitanus, 1744 nucleotides long. RefSeq lists its product as uncharacterized. Bases 112 to 1236 code for a protein of 374 amino acids. Lineage: Eukaryota; Metazoa; Tardigrada; Eutardigrada; Parachela; Macrobiotidae. The transcript has 3 exons. The record is from RefSeq and is a predicted model, not a curated record.
UUUAUUUCUUGACUUUCUUUCUUAAUUGUGGUGAUAAAUAAAAAAUUCGCUGCUGCAGAUCAAGCGUCUUAGUUUUAUUUGUUAUUUGUUGUUUGAAAGUUUACCACAAAAAUGUCCUUGCCAAUAGGUAGUGUUGUCGGACCUUUUUCAGCAGAAGUUGCAAUACAACUAGCAUCUGGAAAUAACGUGAUUGCAAGUUGGGAACAUAUCUCUGAUCCGUCGCUAUUAGCGAGUUCAUUGUUCUUGCAGCCCGAUUGUGACGUUUCCUAUCCUGUCGACCUUCAUGCGCAAGAGAACAUCUCCGUUAUCCCAGUGGCCGAUGAAGGCGACAGCUUAGACAGUGAUCGUAUGUUUCUCGAAGAUUCAGCGAUGCCAGCACACAGUGAAAGCGGACUACCGCGUGACGAGGAGGAACCUCUUAGUGCUGCAACGAGUUUAACCCAAGAAGGUUUUGUUGGAACCCCGGAUUAUGACGCUCCGCCAAAACGCGGGAGGAAGAAGUUGCCUCUAACGAAGAAAGGCCAACAAAAACUGGAAAAGCAGCAAAAGAAACUGGAAAUCGAUAAAGAAAGGGAGAAUUCGCUGUGUGCUAAGUAUCAGGUUGUGAUUGAAAAUAAUCCUUGGGAAUUUAAAAGGAAUUCUGUUCCUUUUGUUGCGCGCUGGAACAAAAUCGUCGGUAUCCUGAAAGAACGUAAACUCUUGGAAAAUAUUCCAAAUGCCAGCAAGCUGUUUCAAAACCAUGUUUCCAAAGCACUCGAGAAGUUUUACAAAGUCUUCGUCAAGCGCCCGACGGGAACCGAACCACCGGCAAUGGAUGAUAAAGAUCAGCUGCUCUUAGAAAUUUACCAGCUGAAGAAGUCUGGACCUGUUGGAGAGGGGAUUAACCCCGGAGCGGAGGACCGCAGGCGUGGCUUGGAGAAACGAACAAUGGCAAGGCGAACCCUGGGCAUGUCUACAGCUAACAAAGUCAGCGAUCUGCUGGCAGAUGAUGAGGAUAUUCUAGAUUAUAAUUCCGAUGAGCGAAUCUGCCUGCGUGAGGAAGCUGAAGCUACCGGGCUGGUUGGGCGUCUAAAUCGAAAAGAAAGUUUUGAGCUUGACAUUGAUGGUCCGUUAUGGAGAAACAACGCUGUCGUCUCGAGCAGCAAGUCAAACGGCAAAGUCAUGUUUGUGCACAAGCGGAAGGGGAAUCUCCCGGAAAGAAGCGGAAACCCGCGAGGAGGCUGCUGUUUCGGAUAACGCAGCCGAAGAUUCCUACAGGGUCAUUGACGAAAUGAAUGUGGAUGAUGGUGACAAAGACUUGCAGUAUGACCUCAAUGCAUCCGGCUCUCCAAAAUCAUCAGACGAAACUCAAGUUUCAAAAAAGAGGGAGAAUCUCCCGAAAGCGGCUAUCCGCGGCAAAAAGAGAGACAUGGUGGAUGCGGUUAUGAAAUUUUCCGAGUCUGCAAAAGAAGCCGCAGAUAUGCAAUGGAAGCAGUGGUUGUCAGAACAAAAGCAGAUGGAGUUUGAUCGGGCGCUGGAAAGAGAACUCCAAAAGCAAAAGUUUGAACUGGAAAAAGAACGCAUACGAAUGGAAGCAGAAAGAAUGCAAAAAGAAGAAGAAGCACGAGAUAAAGAUAGAAAGUUAGAUCUAGAGAAACACUUGGCUUCUUUGAAUGUUAUUCGAGAUGCUUUAGGUCUUUUCGCUAAAACAACCUCCGCCAAAAAGACCGGCGAAACAUCUUUUGAGAAAGGAGGCGAAACAUCU